This is a messenger RNA of Medicago truncatula (barrel medic), 1173 nucleotides long. Its product is annotated as zinc finger A20 and AN1 domain-containing stress-associated protein 8. Bases 379 to 921 code for a protein of 180 amino acids. Lineage: Eukaryota; Viridiplantae; Streptophyta; Magnoliopsida; Fabales; Fabaceae. The transcript has 2 exons. The record is from RefSeq and is a predicted model, not a curated record. Gene Ontology annotation, molecular function: zinc ion binding; DNA binding.
CUGCUUGUUGUCUUGGAACAAGCAAGCUGAAGGCGUGUCAAAGUGUCUGAUAUGUGGUAGUUUGUGUGUCACUGACAUGUGUGGUUACAUUCGAUGACUUCAAUUUUUUCAAACUAUUACAAUACAGUGUCUGUUUGUUAGUGUAGAUGUGUCCUGUGUCUGUGUUUGUGUUGGAACUUCCUGGUGUCAUGGCCAAUGUUUUGAAAACUGAAUCAAAUAUUGAACCGGCGAUAGCUCUGGGUAAUGGUUUAAACUGCUUUAAACCAUUCGAACUGGGGUGAAGCCGCUGUUGAACUGCUCAAAUAACCAAAUCAUAGAGAGUGACGAUUCAACUGGUUGGAUUGUCCGGUUUGGAUUUUAAGACAUUGGUCAUGGCACAUGCAAGUACAAUUUUUCGGUGAUCAUAAAAUAAUGGAUUCUCAUGACGAAACAGGAUGCCAGACUCCAGAACUGCCCAUACUUUGUGUUAAUAAUUGCGGUUUCUUUGGGAGGGCUGCUACCAUGAAUAUGUGUUCCAAAUGUUACAAAGACACGCAGUUGAUGCAGGAACAGGAAAAACUAGCGGCAGCAUCAGUUGAAAACUUGGUGAGUGGCGGUUCUAUGAAACAGGUUGUGACUGAUGGUGCUGUUAAUGUACAAAUUGAGAAUGUGGAGGUCAAGACGGUCAGCGCUGAGAUUUCUGGAGAUUCAUCUUCUAGUGAGAAUUUGGAGACAAAAGUCAAGACAGGUCCAAGCAGAUGUGCUACUUGCCGGAAGCGUGUUGGAUUAACAGGUUUCACCUGCAAAUGUGGAAACCUUUUUUGUGCAAUGCACCGCUAUUCUGACAAGCAUGAUUGCCCGUUUGAUUACCAAUCUGUUGGCCGGGAUGCUAUUGCUAAAUCCAACCCUGUAAUUAAGGCCGACAAGCUCGACAAAUUCUAGGGAUGCACUCGACUGAUAAAAUGUCUUGAUAGAAGGCACAUGCUUAGAGAAAACCUGCAUUGUUGCAUUAGGAGGUUUUGUGCUGGUUUGAUGGAAUUCUUUGGAUUAUUUAUUGGUUGCUCUGCAUAUUUUUCUUUACUCAUUCCAUAAUGGCAUUGGCUGCUUAGUUUGUGUGCUUUAUUUAUGAUAAUGCUCAUUGAACUUUUGUUAAUACUGAAUAGAACUUGAAGAAAUAUCCUUAACAGGGGUGAA